Molecule: messenger RNA, 2019 nt
Organism: Ipomoea nil (Japanese morning glory)
Lineage: Eukaryota; Viridiplantae; Streptophyta; Magnoliopsida; Solanales; Convolvulaceae
Exons: 18
Coding region: 445-1854 (469 amino acids)
Biological process (GO): protein localization to plasma membrane; GPI anchor biosynthetic process
Cellular component (GO): membrane; endoplasmic reticulum
Molecular function (GO): glucosaminyl-phosphatidylinositol O-acyltransferase activity
Source: RefSeq, a predicted model, not a curated record
CAUUUUACCUAUUUGCAGCCCCUAAUUCCGAAUCUGAAGCACACUUCCCUUCCUCCAUCGGAAAAAGUGUCGCCUGUACUGUUUUUCUCCGAUCGGCCAUUGACUCAGAGGACGAAGACGAAUAAGAGGAAGCAACGGCCACCUACCACCAUUGAUUUCUGCAUUGAGUCCUCCAUUGAUAUUGCCGCUGCGCCACCUCUCACCGCCAUAUACGAGGAAGCAACGGCGACCAGGUUCUCUCUUUGCAUAAGGCUGUUGAUUGAUUGGUGGCAGCUAGACGUGGAUAGCAUAUCGAACUUGGUGCUUAUGAUAAGGAUAAAGCAACUGAAUCAUCCUUGAAGAAUAAUACAACUUCAGCUUCUCCAUUGAACUUGGCUGCAUAUUCUCAAGCCGUUAAUCAUUGUGACUGCAGUAACUGCAUGAAUUCUUGAGGUAUUGGGAUCCAUGGAUACUCCUGUGAAAUCCUUGAAUCCCAACAAACAUCUCAAGGAACAGUUUGUUAGCAACCUCAGCGGGUCUUCUAUGCUCGAAUUGUUUUCUCUCACGGCAGUUCUCUCUAUUGUGAUACUCUUGCAACGUUCUUUUGGCUUCAAUUCUCAAACUGGUGCUGAUUCUGCAGAGGCUUUGUCAAAGAAGGAUGAGAAUGAUAAUGGUUUUUUACAUACUAAGAACUUGGCCAAGUACAUUGCUACACUUUCCCUGGAUUUCCUCUACAUAGUUGUUCCAUUCAUUUUAUAUACAACUGUUCUAGCAGAUUGGACUUAUAUAAAUACAACUAUUGUUGCCUUGUUGGUGCUGUUAUGUAUUUUGGCUGGAAGAUUUGGAUCUUUUUUUCAGGAAGAUGGGGUUCAAUCUCAUAGACAAAACAUAUCAUCCUACAGGGUAUCCACGGUGCUUCUUACAUGCUUAUGUAUUCUGGCUGUUGACUUCAAAAUAUUUCCAAGAAGAUAUGCUAAAACAGAGACUUAUGGGACUAGCUUGAUGGAUCUUGGUGUAGGCUCAUUUGUAUUGGCAAAUUCAUUGGUUUCACGACAGGCACGUGGUAUCUCAACACUGAAGAUAACUAAUUCAUUGCGUUCAACUAGCCCGCUAAUAUUUCUAGGCUUUGCCCGACUUAUUUCUACAUCGAGUGUGGACUAUCAGGUUCAUGUAGGGGAGUAUGGAGUGCAUUGGAAUUUCUUUUUCACACUUGCUGGUGUGACAAUCCUAACAUCAAUUAUCAAUGUUCCUCCGAAUUACUGUGGGAUACUGGGCUUACUCAUUCUUCUAGGGUACCAAGUUUUAUUGUUACUUGGACUGAAUGAGUAUCUGCUUUCAGAUAAAAGAGGAGCAGAUCUAAUUAGCCAGAACAAGGAAGGAAUUUUCAGCAUUUUUGGUUAUUGGAGUUUGUAUCUUUUUGGGGUCCAACUAGGAAACUUUCUUUUCUUCGAGAACCAUGCUAAUUCUUCGUUGAGAACCAAUAAAUGGGCAAGAAUUAGAGUUUGGGUUCUAUCUCUCUUAUUCUGGUUCUUGACAUACAUUCUGGACAGGCACGUUGAGAGGGUUUCCCGCAGAAUGUGCAAUUUGGCCUAUGUUACUUUAGUAUUGGCUCAAAAUCUACAGGUUUUGGGGAUAAUCAUGCUCUCUGAUUACACACCCAGACACAAACUUUCUGCAUUGGAGGAAGCGUUUAACCAAAACCUCCUUGCAUCUUUUCUUCUGGCUAAUGUGCUCACUGGGCUCGUGAAUCUAUCUGUUGACACCCUGUUUGUUUCGUCCGUGUCAGCACUCGCAAUCUUACACUUGUACGCAUUCGUUUUAUCUCUUGCAGUCGGAUUUGCUAAAUUUUAUGGCAUCAAGUUCAAGUUCUGGUAAUGAAGCCUGUAUUAACUAUUAAGUACCACUCAGAUUUCACUAACCUCGUAAUAUUUUAAAGACACCAGUUCCAUUUAUUUGCACUAUAUCAGUUUAAUUUGCUUUCAAACUAAAAUCUGUUCUUUUCACCUCAUUACUAAUAGAUCCUGAAUAGUUAGAGCAAAA